Nannizzia gypsea CBS 118893 is the source of this 915-nucleotide messenger RNA. RefSeq lists its product as hypothetical. The transcript is spliced from 7 exons. The record is from RefSeq and is a predicted model, not a curated record. NCBI's taxonomy places the organism in Eukaryota, Fungi, Ascomycota, Eurotiomycetes, Onygenales, Arthrodermataceae.
CUGUCCCAAUACACUCUGGAGGGUACAUCGGCGAAUCUGGCCGUAAAUAUAAAAUCGAACGGACACAUGAUUAUCCGCUUACUUAACUACUACAUCCUCAGUGCCGCCAAUGAAAAGUUCAUCCUCAAGUACAUUCACCCACUACUUGAAGUCAUGUCCGCCUUCCGCAGGACAUACUACCGGACAAAUCAAUGUUUUGCGUUUGAGUACUUCACUGGACAUCUGUUGCAGCUUGUUCAGGAUGAUUUGCCCCUGCGAAUGCCAUCCAUGAAAUCGACAAACUCAAUGACCACGAUACUGUCCAUAUUGGUAGGCUUAUUCUGCGAAGAUACCAAGGCGGGCAGUAUUUUUUCAUCGACUGGAAAGGCCAUGGCCAGGAUACCAGUCAGCGGCAGGAAACCAGUUGUGGAGGAGUCCUUAAGCCCAUUCAUCAGGGCCCUAAAUAAGCCUUCUGAUAUCUGCUCUUUUGCCUUUGUCUGCAUCUGCGCGGUACACACACGGGUCAUCUUUGCCGUUUGGGAAGAAGAGUUAGACGAAGGGAUUGAUCCGCUGUCCAUUAUAAUUGAGCGCCAAAUCUCAUGCUUUGCAGACGAAGAUGGGAUAGAAGGGCUUUUGAAACACCUUGGAGGCAGUCCUUGGGCCCAAGUUUCGAAGGGAAGAUGGUUGACAGCCUUGAGCACAAGCCGUGCAAUCCUUAAUUUCAGAGCUUGCGGUAAUAGAAUGAACAACCCUCGUAGAAUGCGCUGCCCAAGUGUUCCGAGUACCCUUGUAUCUAUCAACGGGUUAGUAUCACAUCACCCCAGCACAACCACUUCGAAAAGGGACCAAACCUGUGUUAUAGGACUGCCAUCCACGGUGAUUCUCUUGUUCAAUGGACAUAUAAUUAAACGUGGAAAUCGGUUUAUGAAUUGCUAG